Messenger RNA from Cydia splendana, 512 nucleotides. It is a transcript of the gene mRpL55, whose product is annotated as large ribosomal subunit protein mL55. Gene Ontology annotation, biological process: translation. Gene Ontology annotation, molecular function: structural constituent of ribosome. Bases 109 to 450 code for a protein of 113 amino acids. The transcript is spliced from 2 exons. NCBI's taxonomy places the organism in Eukaryota, Metazoa, Arthropoda, Insecta, Lepidoptera, Tortricidae. Gene Ontology annotation, cellular component: mitochondrial large ribosomal subunit. The record is from RefSeq and is a predicted model, not a curated record.
UUCACAUAACCUAAUUUAAAAAUUUGAUUAAUUUUGUAAUUCUUGUAUUGUGGAUAAAAAACGAACUUAAAGUAGCCCUAGCUAGUUUCUUAGUUAUAAAUUUAAAUCAUGCAUUGGCGUUAUUUAAUCAACGUGCGGACGCAAUUGUCCAAUUUUACAGUGCAUAGAUAUUUAAGUAAUAAUAUACCUGAGAUUACCAAAGUACACAGAGAAAUAUAUACGAGAAUGUAUCCAACGACGGUGGUGCUACCAGAUGGAUCUUCAUUUAACAUAAGAUAUCAUGAGCCUAGGAAAAUUAUAAAGCUUCCCUUAGACUUAUCGCAGCUGUCUGAAGAGGAAAGAAAACAGAGGAUUGACAAAAGAAAACCAAGAAAGAAGGUUAAAAUUACUGAGGAUGUUGAGGACAACUUUAAUGCUAAAAAAUAUUUGAAAUAUAUGAAGAAGAAGUGAAGACAUAAUUAAAUCUGUAAACUGUAGAUUUUUAAUGUUUAGAGUUAUUAAAAUUGAAGAUU